AUGGAUGAUGAAGAAAUCACCUGCAUCCCUAUAGGAAACUAUAUCCUUCGACAACGUAUUGGAGAAGGUGCGUUCUCGUCUGUAUGGACUGCAGACUCGAAAAAAACUAACUCGACUGUAGCUGUUAAAGUGAUCUCAAAAAAGACACUUGAAGCGCCAGACAUGUUUACUAGAUUCAAAAGAGAAAUCUCACUCCUUCAGCAAAACAACCAUCCGUUUAUUAUGCAUUUUUUCGAAAUGUUAGAAGAUGAAAAAAAUUAUUACGUUAUAAUGGAAUAUGCAGAUAAUGGUGACUUUGAAACAUUUCUAGAAUCCAAGAUGACACUUCCUGAAAACAUGAGCAGGUUCUUCCUCGCAGAGAUGGUGCUUGCACUUGAUUACCUUCAUAAUGAGCGUAGAAUUGCUCACAGAGACCUUAAACCUCAAAACAUCCUAUUAGACAGAUACAAUAACAUCCGAAUCAGCGACUUUGGUCUUAGUAACACUUUUUCCGACUCGAACCCAACAAUGACGUCGAAUUGUGGUUCGCCUGCUUUCGUUGCACCAGAAGUUGUGAACGGACAGCCUUAUAACAAAUCCGCUGACAUUUGGAGCCUCGGUGUAAUAUUUUAUAGAAUGGUUGUUGGUAAUUUACCGUUUCAAGGUCCCGAUGUCAAAACCAUCUUAAUGAAGAUUGUUUCUGCCGAGCCAUACUACCCUCCUUCACUUUCACCAGAUCUUAGAGAUCUUUUACAGAAAAUGCUUUGCAGAAACCCAGAGAAAAGAAUUACAGCUAAGGAGAUCAAAGCGCAUCCAUGGAUAAUACCAGAAUUCGUCCAGGAAUUAUCCAAUUCGAUAGAUUCACUUAGAGAAGCAACUUCAGACGCUUCUUCUCCAGUGGCUGAACGAGAUGCUGUAAUGCUGCAGAAAGCAAGAGAACAGCUCGUUUACGAUCUUUGGGAACAAGUCCAAACUGCAAGAACUUUAUUACCAACGGUAGUAGUUCACCAACCACCACAUUCCCUUCCGUCGCCAUCAUUCCCUGUUAACAUGACGAAUAAGGCCUCCAGAAUCCCUUCAAGUAUGGAUUUGAAAUUGAAAGAGCCUCUUGCAAAGCCAAUGAGCAGACAAAUGAAUAAGUCAUCUGCUAAUUUGUUCCCGAAGAAGAGAGUGCCAACGAAAGUGCCCUCUCUUCUCGUCUAA
Molecule: messenger RNA, 1182 nt
Organism: Trichomonas vaginalis G3
Lineage: Eukaryota; Parabasalia; Trichomonadida; Trichomonadidae
Product: protein serine/threonine kinase protein
Exons: 1
Coding region: 1-1182 (393 amino acids)
Biological process (GO): protein phosphorylation
Molecular function (GO): protein kinase activity; ATP binding
Source: RefSeq, a predicted model, not a curated record